CAUGGCUCCAAAGAAGAUUAAGAGCAAUAGUAGUGAGGUAAUGACAAGGAAGCGGCCAACAAUUGAAUUGAAAAAGGAAAUAAUUUCAAAGUAUGAAGGAGGAAUGCGUCUGUCGGAUAUUGCCGCCAAAUACAGAAUGUCAAGGUCGACAAUCUCGACGAUUUUAAAGCGAAAGGAGCAGCUUAAAGAAGCUAAUGUUUCGAAAGGAGUGAAUACUUUAACAAAGCAAAGGCCUAAAAUAAUGGAAGAAGUAGAAAAGUUGUUGCUUGUGUAUAUAAACGAGAAGCAGUUAGAAGGUGUUAGCAUCAGUGAGUCGUUCAUUUGUGAGAAGGCGCUGACAACCUACGAAGAUUUGCAGAAGAAAACCCCAGGGACAAGUGCUGCGAGGAAUUUUGUUUUCAAAGCCAGUCGAGGCUGGUUUGAGAAAUUUAGGCACAGAACAGGCAUCCACUGCGUCACAAGGCACGGGGAGGCAGCGAGUUCUGACAAGGCAGGGGCCGAGAAGUUCGUACAAGAAUUCAGACAAAUCAUAGAAGAAGGAGGUUACAUACCGCAACAGGUUUUUAACGCGGAUGAGACAGGACUGUUUUGGAAGAAGCUGCCGAAUAAAACGUACAUUACGAAGGAGGAGAAAGCACUGCCAGGGCACAAGCCUAUGAAAGAUAGGCUAACUCUUCUAUUGUGCAGUAACGCCAGUGGGGAUUUGAAGCUGAAGCCGCUGUUAGUCUACCAUUCAGACAAUCCAAGAGUAUUUAAGAAGAACAAUGUAAUAAAACAGAAAUUGCCUGUUAUGUGGAGGUCUAAUUCUAAGGCCUGGGUGACCCGCCAAAUUUUUGUUGAGUGGGUGACCAAAGUUUUUGCCCCGACUGUGAAAGAAUACCUACAGAAGAACAACCUACCCCUCAAAUGCCUUCUCCUGCUGGAUAAUGCUCCAGCACACCCUCCAAAUCUCAACGAGUAUUUAGAAGGCGAGUUCGAUUUUGUUCAUGUGCGCUAUCUGCCACCAAACACAACCCCUUUGCUGCAGCCUAUGGAUCAACAGGUCAUUUCAAACUUCAAAAAACUGUACACGAAAGCUUUAUUCAGAAAGUGCUUCGAUGUAACGAAUGAUACCAACUUAACUCUCAAGGACUUCUGGAAGAAUCAUUUCCACGUUUUGAAUUGUGUUCAUCUUAUUGAUAGCGCUUGGAACCAAGUGACCUACCGUACGAUGAAUUCAGGAUGGAGGAAACUCUGGCCUGACUGUGUGCCAGAGCGAGAUUUUGAAGGAUUCGAACAAGACAUUGUUGAUGACAUUGUUUUCCCCAUGGGCCAAAGCAUGGGGUUGGAAGUGGAUAAUGACGAUGUUGAAGAGCUUGUGGAGGAGCACGAUAACGAACUCACUACUGAAGAGUUGCAGCACCUUCAGGCUGAGCAAGAAAAGAAUUUAGCUGAGGAUAUGUCUUCGGAGGGGGAGGAAGAAGGGAAGGAGAAAUUCCCAAGUUCAAUGAUUAAAGAAAUGAUUCGCCAAUAG
This is a messenger RNA of Pomacea canaliculata, 1513 nucleotides long. RefSeq names its product tigger transposable element-derived protein 1-like. Bases 2 to 1513 code for a protein of 503 amino acids. Gene Ontology annotation, molecular function: DNA binding. Gene Ontology annotation, cellular component: nucleus. The record is from RefSeq and is a predicted model, not a curated record. The transcript has 3 exons. Lineage: Eukaryota; Metazoa; Mollusca; Gastropoda; Architaenioglossa; Ampullariidae.